Messenger RNA from Closterium sp. Yama58-4, 423 nucleotides. The record is from the annotation of a GenBank genome assembly. NCBI's taxonomy places the organism in Eukaryota, Viridiplantae, Streptophyta, Zygnematophyceae, Desmidiales, Closteriaceae.
AUGUUCCUGGUGCUGCCAUGUGGCACCGAAUCGAUGGGUCUUCCGAAGUCAACCCACUCACUUCGAAACCUGCAGCUUCACGAAACUCAUGAGCACCGAAACACAUUCGGUGGGUUGGGGGCAUACAACCGCCCCACCACCACCUUGCUUCAAUCACACGCUACCUCCAACAAGGAAGACGCCGCGUUCGCCGCCGCAAAUGGCGCCGCGUUCGUCGGCAUGAUCCUGUGGCCCAAAGCGAAGCGGUCGAUCGCCUUGCCAGUGGCGGCGCGAGUCGCGGCGGCCGCGAGGUCUGGCGGCGCGGUGCCAGUCGGCGUGUUCGUGGACGAAAGUGCGGCUGAAAUCGAAGCAGCUUGUAGAGAGGCCGGAGUGUUCGUCGCGCAGGUAUGGCUUCUAUAUGGAAACGCUACUCGCCAUAUCUAA